This is a messenger RNA of Prorocentrum cordatum, 1135 nucleotides long. The record is from the annotation of a GenBank genome assembly. NCBI's taxonomy places the organism in Eukaryota, Dinophyceae, Prorocentrales, Prorocentraceae.
CGACGGACCACGAUGCGAUGCGAAGGAUGGUGCACGAGUUGUGCGUUAUGCUGUUUUUCUGACCCGCUUCGCAGACGAGUGCCUGUUUGGGUCGCGCAGUGCUGGAAGCAGGGCGACCCCGCUGACCUGCCAGCCGUCGGUCUGCAUCAGUUACGAUCUCUCUCUCUCUCUCUUGCAGCGAAUGAAGAAGGGUAUCGAAGGGUGAUAUGCUCGUUGCUGAGAUUUUACAGGUGGUCAGUGACGAUGCUCUGUCGUUUCUCGCCGAAAGCUCAUUUUCAAAAUUUUGAACCGCCCGACGGAGGAUGCGGAGCCCGUGCGGGGCCGCCAUCAUGUCGUUUCACGGGCUAAAUAUUUCGGGACCAGGAAGGUCAAGGAUUUUAGACCAAUUUCUACCCUCUUUGAUUAACUCAUGCUUUAUCCCUUGUCUUGGGACAUAUGUCGGGGCUGCGCAAUCAGCGACUCUCGGAAUGCCAGUUUGCGAACCGACGUCAGUUUCAGGUCCGCGACAUAGCUUCUUCGACUGCCAGGUUGCUGGCGGAGCGGGCCGGCGAGUUUGUUGAGUCUUCCUGUUUGGGCGUGAGUGAUCUACGCAAGGCCUUCGACAUGGCGGAUCGCAGCGGGUGGACUCUGGGCCGCGCCUUGCGCGACGUUCCGCGCGCGAUCGCCGCUGCGAGAAUCGGGGAGGUAUGGCGUGGCCUGUCUAGCAUCUGUUCGCCAGGUUCGGGCCCGACAGCGGGCGCGCCGCGCGCUCGCUCGACGCCGCGCGGGGGGCCCGAGGCGCCGAGAGAGUUUACGUAUUAUCUUGAUGCGUCUGUAGACAUGUUCGCUGAUGUUCGCCGGCGUCGCCGCUGGGGCCGCCCCGGGGGUGCCGCGGAUGUCCGCUGGGAGGUUUUUUGAACGUUCGCGACGACGCCGGACGGCGAAAUAUUUUGACAGAUGUCGAACGGCUCCCGCUUGCAGCAAUUGCCGACAGCUGCUGUUUGCGCGCGACUAGUUUGCGCGUGCUCGCGCAGACGUUCAAGUCGCGGCGCGCGGUUGCACGGGGGCUGAGCUGCGUUACGCGCGUGAAGGAUUGCCAUUGGAUGGCGACGUCGAUGGGCGAUCGCGCGGGCGCUGCUUUGGAGGAGGUGAGGGC